Sphaeroforma arctica JP610 is the source of this 151-nucleotide messenger RNA. RefSeq lists its product as hypothetical. NCBI's taxonomy places the organism in Eukaryota, Ichthyosporea, Ichthyophonida. The annotation marks the transcript as partial. The transcript has 2 exons. The record is from RefSeq and is a predicted model, not a curated record.
GUCCCGUGAGCGCCGGUCGGAGUCAGUGUUACGGAUAAACACUGAAGAUACUGAUGAGCACGCGGAUAGCCAGUUGGAAUGUGUGGAAGAAGAAGCGGAGGGAACAGACGAACCCAGCCAAACGGCCACGGGCGACGCACCAGGUACGUAG